CAUUUGGAGGGGGCAGAGAUGGGCCAAAUAAAUAAAACGACGCAGUUUUCAAGGCUUAACGUAAAAUAAUAAUAUUCGACCACCUGGGCGUCGAUUGUUGCCUGCUUCAUCGGGCUCUUAGGGUUUCUCAAGCAAGGCCUAAACCCUAGUAUUUUUGCGCAGUGGCCGAAGGAAAAGCUCUACGCCUGUUCAAAUUGAAGUUCCCUCGAGAAAUCGAAUAUUAUAAAGAAGAAGGAAAAUGGGUAAAUGCCCGAACCGAAAGGUGAAGAAGAGGAGGUUAUCACACAAGACUGCUCGCCGCACUAAAUUUCUCGUCAAAGGCGAGGACGCCGUUUAUGAGGAGCUGCAGAAGCCGGAUUCAGACAAGAAGACCCUACCCUUUGACGAGAAUUUACCGGGCAUGGGUCAAUAUUAUUGCAUACACUGCGAUGUAAAACUUAUGAUGGGGCCUGCACCGCACACUCAACUCGAUGCAGAGUUAGCUGCUGGGAUGGGCAUGCCAGACAAUGGACCAAAGCUCAUGUCAAUCUGAGCAUUAUGUUUUCUUUAGUAUGUGAUCCAAGUAUUUAGGAAGAUAAACAAGCCCUUGCCGCAGAAGGGUGUGUGUAAAAAUUGCCUUUUUCUUAAUUGUUAUUUAUCUUAUGGCAAAAGAAAUGUUAAAUCAGUUUUGUUCUGCAGCUAAUUAUGUCUCUUGAUAGAACAUUUCUUCUGGUAGGUCAGAAAGUGAUAAAAAGUUAAAUGAAUAGUAAAAACAUGGAACAUGCUUUGGAUUA
Carica papaya (papaya) is the source of this 773-nucleotide messenger RNA. The record is from RefSeq and is a predicted model, not a curated record. NCBI's taxonomy places the organism in Eukaryota, Viridiplantae, Streptophyta, Magnoliopsida, Brassicales, Caricaceae.